Molecule: messenger RNA, 1275 nt
Organism: Temnothorax curvispinosus
Lineage: Eukaryota; Metazoa; Arthropoda; Insecta; Hymenoptera; Formicidae
Product: NAD-dependent protein deacetylase sirtuin-2
Exons: 5
Coding region: 98-1099 (333 amino acids)
Molecular function (GO): NAD+ binding; histone deacetylase activity, NAD-dependent
Source: RefSeq, a predicted model, not a curated record
AAGACGUCAGUUCCGUCAUUUGUUUUCAGACGAUAAUCUAAAUGAGGAAAAACAAAACGCUUCAUCUGAAUCGUCGGACGUAGAAGAUUGUUCCGAGAUGGAGAGAUUACGCAGAUACCUGGCUCAAAAGUUAAGACUCGUCGACCUGCCGGCGGGUGAGCAAAGUGACGAGUCACAAUUGCAGCCGACCCUUCGCAAGCUCAGUUUGGACGGGAUUGUCGAAUACAUUAAGGAAAAUGAGAAUUGCAAAAUCAUCACUAUGGCAGGCGCUGGCAUUUCUACCUCUGCUGGGAUACCAGAUUUUCGGUCUCCAUCCAGUGGACUUUACCAUAAAUUAGACAAAUAUAAUUUACCCCAUCCGCAAGCAAUUUUCGAGUUAGAGUUUUUCAUGAAGAAUCCAGAGCCAUUCUUCACUCUUGCGAGAGAAUUGUUGCCGGAAGGCUUCAAACCUACGAUAAGCCAUUAUUUUAUUCGCCUACUGUGGGAGAAAGGUUUAUUGUUACGGCAUUACACGCAGAAUAUUGAUACGCUGGAACGUGUAGCUGGAUUGCCAUCUGAAAAACUAGUGGAGGCUCAUGGAACGUUUCACACUGGUCAUUGUCUCAAGUGCCGAGCACCAUAUACACUUCCAUGGAUGAAAGAAAAAAUAAUAGAAGGUGCAAUACCAAAAUGUGAAGAGUGCGAUGAAGGUGUUGUGAAACCUGACAUAGUCUUCUUCGGUGAAAUGCUCCCUGAACGUUUCCAAGUACUUGCUGAUCGAGAUUUCGUAGAGGCUGAUCUUUUGAUUAUCAUGGGAUCAAGUUUAGUAGUGCAACCUUUUGCAUCGCUAGUGGAUAGAGUACGAACCACUUGUCCUCGUUUACUCAUCAACAAUGAAAAAGUGGGUAUGCAAGAUCGUCUAUCACGAUUCUUAGGAUUGCGGCAGGGCUUAGUAUUUGAUGCCAAGAGCGCGCAUGGGGGACGUGACGUAGCCUGGUUGGGUGAUUGUGACACAGGUUGUCAGCUGUUAGCAGACAAACUUGGCUGGAGGGAUGAAUUGCAAGCUCUCAUGCAAAGAGAACGUGAAAGUUUAAAAGCAGAAGACAAAAGCGACAAUUAACUGAUAUUAAUUGGGUAACGAUAAUUGGUAGUGCUUUCUUCUAGAAGGAAUAAAUGGAUUAUCGUUUUAUUAACGAUUUAUGUCAUCUGAAAAAAAAGUUAUAAAGAUAAAAUUUUACUUAAAAUAGGCGACGAGAAAUAUUGUUGGAAUUUUAAAAUAAGAUAUAUAAUACGGUU